Messenger RNA from Pelodiscus sinensis (Chinese soft-shelled turtle), 4027 nucleotides. It is a transcript of the gene UEVLD, whose product is annotated as UEV and lactate/malate dehyrogenase domains. Gene Ontology annotation, molecular function: L-lactate dehydrogenase (NAD+) activity. NCBI's taxonomy places the organism in Eukaryota, Metazoa, Chordata, Testudines, Trionychidae. The record is from RefSeq and is a predicted model, not a curated record. Gene Ontology annotation, biological process: protein transport; protein modification process; lactate metabolic process.
CGCUCCCAUUCCCCCUGAGCGCGCCCCUGGCGCUCUCCUCAGCCCCCCGAGUGCCCCGCGUUCCUGGGUUGGGGUGUCCGUCUAAAUUCAAGUUUCUCACAGUUUGGAGCAGAGUGUUUAAAUCCUGGAAGUGUGAACAGUCCCACGUUUACAAAACGGUGGGGGGGGAUAAGCGGUCUGGGGGUUGGAAGCUAUGGAGUGGGAAUGGUUCAAAGGAAGUAGCUUGAAGGCGGGUUUUGCCAAAGGCAUUCGUGUUCCUCAGAAUGUGGCUAACUUCUUAAAUAAAAAGUUGGGUUUUUCCUUCACCCUCAACUCAGUGACUCCAUAGGUUUUGCUCAACCUCUCUAAAGUAAUUCACUUCUGGGAAAGAUACUAAACACCACAUUUUAAUCCAAAAUACUUUUUUCAGACACUUUCAUAUAUUUGUGAGGAAAUUGUUACGAAAACCCUUAAAAAUAUAAUUGGUUCUGUGAAAGCCAGUAUAGAGUUUGCUGUUAGCAAACAAUAUAAUUAUACAGCUUCAUCUUUUUUCAAAUAUAUUUUACAGACAUAUAAUUGCAGAUGUUGGUAUUCAGAUACGAUUAUGCAUCCUAUGGCCCAGUCGGUUUCAGAAUUGAUUUUUAAUGUCAAAUCUAUAGUAUAAAUUCAGGGACCUUACCAUAGAAGAACUGAAGAAUGUUGUUAAGGUCUACCCAAACUUCAGAUUCUCCAUGGACACGUACACUUUCAAAGAUGGAUCCCUUAAAGACCUCUUGAAUUUUAGUGGCACUAUUCCAGUGAAGUAUCAGGGUAAUUCCUAUAACAUACCAAUUUGUUUGUGGAUUUUGGAUUCUCAUCCUUUUGCUCCUCCCAUUUGCUUUCUGAAGCCAACUAUGAACAUGGAAAUCUCUGUGGGAAAACACGUAGAUGCACAUGGCAGGAUAUACUUGCCCUAUCUACAAAACUGGAGCCACCCGAAGUCAAUUAUUGUUGGAUUAAUCAAAGAAAUGAUUGAAAAGUUUGAGGAAGAGCUACCUCUGUAUUCAAUACCAUCUUCUGACGAAGCAAGGCAGUUAGAACUGCUAUCUUAUAUUGCAAAGAUAACUGCAGGUGAAACUGACAUGAAUUCAAAGACUAUGGUGAGUGGACAGAAAAGAGAUGGAGGCGUUAACAAAGUUACUGUGAUUGGAGCAGGAGAUCUCGGCAUUGCUUGUGUACUAGCAAUUGCAGCAAAGGGUGCUGCAGACCAGGUGGUUCUCAUAGACCUCUCAGAAAGUACAGCAAAAGGAGGAACAAUGGACCUGGAUAUCUUUAGUCUGCCAAAUGUAGAAAUCAGCAAAGAUUUUUCUGCUUCUGCUGAUUCAAAAGUGGUGGUGCUCACCGUUAAUUCUCUGGGUAAUGCUCAGUCAUAUCUUGAUGUCAUUCAGAGCAACGUGGAUCUAUUCAGAGGAAUCAUCCCAGCAGUAGCACGUUAUAGUCAAAAUAGUGUGCUACUUGUUGCAUCUCAUCCAGUGGAAAUAAUGACACAUGUAUCAUGGAAGCUGAGUGCAUUUCCUAAAAGCAGAGUUAUUGGAAUUGGUUGUAAUCUAGACACUGAAAGAUUCCAAUAUAUUAUUACAAACUUGUUGAAAGCACAGACCAUAGGAAAAGAGGCUUGGAUUAUCGGCGAACAAGGGGAAGGCAAAGUACCUGCAUGGAGUGGUUCUAAUUUAAUAACAUAUCAAACUGAAGGAAUAGUGAAUCAUAAUUCUCAGGAGCAGUUGGCUAAGAGAGCCAUGGAAGUUCUUAAGGGAAAAGGUCAAAAGUCCUGGUCUGUUGGACUGUCAAUAGCUGAUCUGAUUGAAAGUAUACUGAAAGAUAAAAGAAAGGUUCACUCCAUAUCAACUCUGGCAAAGGGGUGCUGCAAUAUAAACAGUGAAGUAUUUUUAAGUAUGCCAUGUAUUCUUGGAACAAAUGGAGUGAUUGAAAUUAUCAAAACACUGACGGAGGAUAAAUUGGUGGCAAAGAAACUGCAGAACAGUGCAGCAUCAAUUAAUGACCUUCAGCAGCAACUGAAACUUUAAACCCAGUGAAAUCAUGCUAUAUCUGCUCAUGAAAAUGCUGGGUUUGCUAAGGAAAAAAGGUUCCCUGGUAGAUACAGGUUUCUUCACACACAAGAAUGAAAAGUUUUUUGUUUUUUUUUCUUAAGACUGUAGUUCUUGUUUUCAAAAUGAAGAGGAUAAUGUACAAAUGUUUCGUCAAUUUAAUUAAUUUUUUUUAUCUGUGUACUUUCACUAAACUAUGCACCAUAUAGGCCUUAUUUUCAUGUUUACAAUUUUUCAAUUGUGCCCUUUGCUGGGUCAAAGUGGUUCUAAAACUGACUUAACAGUCUACCUGCAAGUGUCUCUGAUAUAUGUAGAAUUUUAGGUUGUGCAGAGUCAGCACAGAAAAGCUGCCUCCCUGACUUCCUUAAGUGUAGAUGGCAUGACUAGAGCACAAUUGCAGUCCAGCUAGUCAGUGCAGUAAAGCAUAGACUAUAAAAUGAUCCUUGUGCUAAGCAGACACAGUAAUGGUAGAGCACUUUAUUGUUUUCAUGUAAUGAACUUGACAUUAGCAUGCUGCUAGAGAAAUUUGGAAAAUAUUUUUAAUCAUAUACCUUCCAGCUUGAGCUUUUGGGCAUUGUAUAUGAAUGCUGGUGUAUGUUCAUUAAAUUGAGCUUUUUUCCUAGAAUUUUGCUCUAACAGAUUUGUAUUUUUACAAAUAGUUAAGGUGCUUUCAAGUGGUGUAUUAGAAAUAACUUUCUUGUUUUAAAAACGAGGGUACUCCAACAAUUAGAGUAUUGGCACAGAUACUGAACAUAGUGGUGAGGUGUUUGGUACGGAAGUGGGAAUGAAGGACAAUCUGACAAUUUAAUAAUAUAGAAGUAAAUAGAGAUUAGGGGCAUAAUUCAUGGAAAAUAGGUCCUGAUUCAAAGCUCACUGGUGUCAGUGGGCUUUGGAUCAGGGUCAUAAGGAAUAAAGUGACUAAGCAGGGCAACUGAAUCUGAGUAGGGAGAUACCUAUAACUGACAAGAUUUGAGAGGUGUACAGAAAAAGCAGUUUACUAGUGUUUAAAAUACACCAAAAAUGAAUGCACAUUGGUGCAAAUGAUUUUAUAGACUUCCUAAAUAAUCUUUGCUUGUUCAUUGUGUUAGUCUUAAAGAAAAGUAAUCAUCUUGUGAGUGGACAUCAGUAUUUAAUUGAAUACUAAUGAUACCAAAUACAGUGUAUAGGAGAAAAUGUAUACCCAACACUUAAAAGUGCUGGUAUAUAUUUCUUAGAAUACCUUUGAAGCUUUAUGUUGGUAAAGACCCAAUAUACUGAAUGAGUUAGAUUGAUGAUACGCUUGCUUGUGCCUUAUAUUUAUUGGUACCUUAUAAAGGGCUCAUUCUUGAAGGGGCUUAAUACCCUCCACAAACUUUUGGGCCUGUUGGGUAUAACUUAAAAGUCCAUUUUCCAUUGUGAUCCAAGAGAGCAAUAUUUAACCCAUUAAUUUCAGUGGGAGUUGUUAUGCUGAGUGACCUCAGGAUUGAGACCAAAUAUAGCAAAACUGCAUUUUUUUCUUAAUGAGACCACUAUUCAUAUUGUUUUAAUCAGUGAUGUUGUAUGAAUAGUGAUAGAAUAAUUGAACUAGUUAGUCAAAAAAUUGAGCUUCGUGCUCUACCUGGACUUGAUUUCUUUUUAACUUAUAAAAUCUUCUUGAAGGAACAAUAACUUUUCCUUAAACUGUUGUGCAUUUAAAAUUGUUCAUAAAGAGGGCUAUGCUUAAUUAGAAGCAAUCAUUUUUUACCUUAAUGUUGUAAUAUAUUUUGUUAAAAGCUGCAGUCCUAUUAUAAUUGGCACCUUUUAGGAUAUAUGGUACUUAGCACUCAUAAUAAUUCAGAGAUGGAGUUAUUUUUAAACAUUAAAUGCCAUUGUUCUAAAGUUUUCAAUUAAGGGAUUGCAGCUUUAAAAAUACAUUACAUGGCACUUUAGAUAAUUUCCUUCCUAUGAAAACAUAGUCACAUUUAGAUUAACAGCACUAAAAGGCA